AUGGCGGAGCGGCGGCGCGCGUGGAACACGGAGGACGACCUGCCCGUGUACCUGGCGCGGCCGGGCAGCGCGGCGCAGACCCCGCGCCAGAAGUACGGCGGCAUGUUCGCGGCGGUGGAGGGCGCCUACGAGAACAAGACCAUCGACUUCGACGCCUACAGCGUGGGCCGCCGCGGCUCGGCGCGCACCCCGCGCGGCUCCGGCCGGCCCGACGCCGUGGGCCUGCCCGGCCCGGGCGGCAGCGAGGACACGGCCAGCGACGUGAGCGAGCCCUCGGGCUCUGCAGUCAGCUCCCCCGGAGAGCGCGACGAGAGACCCGCCCUGCGCAUCCGCUGCCCGGCGCCCCGAGACCUGCCGCUCGGCCGGGACAAUGGCCAGAGUGACCGGCUCCUUAUCAAAGGUGGACGCAUCAUCAAUGAUGACCAGUCCUUUUACGCCGAUGUCUACCUAGAAGAUGGACUCAUAAAACAAAUAGGAGAGAACCUGAUCGUUCCUGGUGGAGUGAAGACCAUUGAGGCCAACGGGCGGAUGGUCAUUCCCGGGGGCAUCGAUGUCAACACGUACCUACAGAAGCCCUCCCAGGGCUUGACUGCAGCUGACGACUUCUUCCAGGGGACCAAGGCAGCACUGGCAGGAGGGACCACGAUGAUCAUUGAUCAUGUUGUUCCUGAGCCUGGGUCCAGCCUGCUGACUUCCUUUGAGAAGUGGCACGAAGCAGCAGACACCAAAUCCUGCUGUGAUUACUCCCUCCACGUGGACCUCACAGGCUGGUGCGAUGGUGUUCGGGAGGAGCUGGAGGUGCUGGUACAGGACAAAGGCGUGAAUUCCUUCCAAGUCUACAUGGCCUAUAAGGAUCUGUAUCAAAUGUCCGACAGCCAGCUCUACGAAGCCUUCACCUUCCUUAAGGGUCUGGGAGCUGUGAUUUUGGUUCAUGCGGAAAAUGGAGACUUGAUAGCUCAGGAACAAAAGCGCAUCUUGGAGAUGGGCAUCACAGGUCCCGAGGGCCAUGCUUUGAGCCGACCCGAGGAGCUGGAGGCUGAGGCUGUGUUCAGGGCCAUUGCCAUCGCUGGCCGGAUCAAUUGCCCUGUGUACAUCACCAAGGUCAUGAGCAAGAGUGCGGCGGACAUUAUAGCCAUGGCCAGGAAGAAAGGCUCCCUCGUCUUUGGCGAACCUAUAGCUGCCAGCCUGGGGACGGACGGCACCCACUACUGGAGCAAGAAUUGGGCUAAGGCAGCAGCGUUCGUGACCUCUCCCCCGCUAAGCCCAGAUCCCACCACACCGGACUACCUGACCUCCCUGCUGGCCUGUGGAGACCUGCAGGUCACAGGCAGUGGCCACUGUCCCUAUAGCACCGCCCAGAAGGCGGUGGGUAAGGACAACUUUACCUUGAUCCCCGAAGGCGUCAAUGGCAUAGAGGAGCGGAUGACUGUGGUUUGGGACAAGGCGGUGGCCACUGGCAAGAUGGAUGAGAACCAGUUUGUGGCUGUCACCAGCACCAAUGCAGCCAAGAUCUUUAACCUGUACCCGAGGAAAGGGCGGAUCGCUGUGGGCUCAGAUGCUGACGUGGUCAUCUGGGAUCCUGACAAAAUGAAGACUAUAACAGCUAAAAGCCACAAGUCUACAGUGGAGUACAACAUCUUUGAAGGCAUGGAGUGCCAUGGCUCACCCCUGGUGGUGAUCAGCCAGGGCAAGAUCGUCUUUGAGGACGGAAACAUCAGCGUCAGCAAGGGCAUGGGCCGCUUCAUCCCGCGGAAGCCGUUCCCCGAGCACCUCUACCAGCGCAUCAAGAUCAGGAACAAGGUUUCUGGAUUACACGGGGUUUCCAGGGGCAUGUACGAUGGCCCCGUGUAUGAAGUACCAGCUACACCUAAACACGCAACUCCUGCCCCUUCUGCCAAAUCUUCACCUUCCAAACACCAGCCCCCGCCCAUCAGGAACCUCCACCAGUCCAACUUCAGCUUAUCAGGUGCUCAGAUCGAUGACAACAAUCCCAGGCGCACCGGCCAUCGCAUCGUGGCACCCCCUGGUGGCCGCUCCAAUAUCACCAGCCUUGGCUGACCACGGAUGAGCCUACAUGCCACAGUGAAUGAUUCUGGGAAAAUGUCCAUUCCUUUUCCUGUCUGGGUUUUCAAAGCCCACAGUUUUAGUUGGUACUGAUGGGGGAAAACUGAAUGAUGUUCUUUACUUUUCUGUUUAGGAAGAAGUGGAAUUAGUGUGGUGUGUUUGCUUGGAAAUUUCCUUGCCCAGUGUGUGUUACACUGAAUCCGCCUGAGCGUGGCGGUUCCAUUUUCCCUCCCUAGUGACCCGCAGGUUUAGCAUCGUCUUGUACGCCCUCCACUUCUCUGGGAUUUGAGUGAUGAUUCCUUUGCUCCCUGUAGCUGUUCUAGGAUAGGUGAUGCAUGUUACUAAGUUAUGUAUGCGGCGAGCGAGGCUGAUGGACAUGCCGAGGAGCCAAUUAGACAGAUGCCAAGACCUCAAGCGCCCAGGGGUCAUCCCAGGACCUUUGAAGCCGGUUCCCUGCUGCCCCUCCCCCAUCUUCAAUAGAAAGACACCCUCCCACUCCGAUGCUGGGGGGUCCUGUGGAUACACAGAAUGGCAAGGAGCCUUGCAGUGGUAGAAAGCCAUCACCCAUGUCCAGUGUGUCAGAAACCCUGGUCUUCGUGGUAUCCUUGCCAUGAUGUCUUUUGGUCUGUGUGUUCUUCCAGCCAGCUCUGAGUUCUCCAGUCCAGCCAGGAUCACACCCAGAAAGGGGUGUCCUCCCACCCCAUUCAGGCCCAAGGAUAGUGGGGUGACCACUGGCCCAGGCUGCCUGAGUCCUGUUACCUCUGAGGAGGUCAGCGGGGCAGUCAGAUUUUUAAAGUUUUGUACAGUUUUCCUUUGUAAUCACCUCAUUUUUACUUAAUAACAGACUUGUUUGUGGAUCUUAUUUCUGAAUUCAAAGCUUGUGAAAAAAAAAAUAAAGAAAAUGAAUUGCCCGCUGA
Molecule: messenger RNA, 2981 nt
Organism: Jaculus jaculus (lesser Egyptian jerboa)
Lineage: Eukaryota; Metazoa; Chordata; Mammalia; Rodentia; Dipodidae
Gene: Crmp1
Product: collapsin response mediator protein 1
Exons: 14
Coding region: 1-2058 (685 amino acids)
Cellular component (GO): cytosol; cytoplasm
Molecular function (GO): hydrolase activity, acting on carbon-nitrogen (but not peptide) bonds, in cyclic amides
Source: RefSeq, a predicted model, not a curated record